AUGGCGCCAGGCAAGAGGAACCUCAAGGCGACGAAGAAGUUCGAGAAGAAACAUCUAACGGGCACGUUGGAGAAGCGCAAGGCUGGUGCCAAGCUCAAGCAGCGCAAGCAGAUGCAGGACAAGAAGAAACUCAGAAGAUCAAAGGAUGCUGAGUCCAUCAGGAAUGACAAUGAUGCCGAGGCAAAGAAGCCAAGCGCCAAGGGCAAGAAGAUCAACGACAUGAGCGUCGACGAGUUCUUUUCUGGUGGUUUCGAUGAGAUUAUUGACGAAAAGAAGAAGCUUGGAAAGCGCAAGAGGAACGGUAACACCGCUGAGGAUAACGAAGCCAGCGGUGAUGACUCAAUGGACGAGCAGCCCCUCGCUGCUGGCGACGACAGCGACGACAAUAUCGAAGAGGCGGACAGCCUUGGUAUGAGCAAACAAGCCAUGGACGAGCUCGCCGAGAAGGAUCCCGAAUUCUACAAGUUCUUGAAGGAGAACGACCCCGAGGUCCUCGACUUUGACGACAAUGCCGAUCUCUCAGAAGUCGAUGCGCUCAGCGGUGACGACGAGGAGGAACAAGAAGAAGAGCAGCCCAAGAAGAAGCAAAAAAAGAACAAGAAGGCGGCAGAGGCAGAGGCAGAGUCUGCCGCGGUCGCGCAAGGGAACGAGUUGACCCGUGAGCUUGUUGCUUCAUGGAAGAAGGCUAUGACUGAGAAGAACUCCCUACGAGCUGCUCGACAGGUCGUGUUGGCUUUCCGUUGCGCCGCGCACUUGAACGAGACUGAUGAGGAGACUGAGCAGCGAUAUGUUAUCAACAGUCCCGAGGUCUACAACGACAUCCUGCUCCUUGCUCUCAAGCAGAUUCCCACGGUUAUGAACCACCAUCUCCCUAUCAAGGAGUCCGCCUCCGGUAGAGUCUACGUCCAGACCGAGUCAAGAAAAUUCCACACCUUGUCUCUACUGCUCAAGACAUACACCUCUUCUAUUAUGCACCUCCUGAGCUCUCUGUCCGACGACAAGACCCUCAAGCUUACUCUCUCCUCCAUCACCCCCAUCCUCCCUUACCUCCUCUCUUUCAAGAAGCUCGUCAAGGCUCUCGCCAAGUCCGUCGUCAACUUCUGGGCUCAGCCUGCCAGUUCCGAGACAACAAAGAUCACAGCGUUCCUUGUUCUGCGACGUCUGGUCGUGAUCGGUGACAAGGGUAUCCGGGAGACAGUCCUCAAGGCUGUUUACCAAGGUCUUAUUCAGGGCUGUCGUGUCACAAACGCCAACACUAUCCAGGGCAUCAACCUCAUGAAGAACUCUGCUGCUGAGCUUUGGGGCAUCGACCAGGCUGUUGGCUACACCACCGCCUUCUCCUUUAUCCGACAGCUCGCCAUUCAUCUGCGCAACAGUAUCGUGCACAACAAGAACGACGCUUUCCGCAUCGUCUACAACUGGCAGUAUACCCACUCUCUCGACUUUUGGUCAUGUGUUCUCGCCGAGCACUGCAGUCCUAUGAAGGAGGCCGAGGCCGGAAAGGAGAGUCAGCUCAAACUCCUCAUCUACCCUCUCGUCCAGGUUACUCUCGGAGCGAUGCGCCUGAUCCCCACCGCCGUCUACUUCCCCUUCCGUUUCCAUCUCAUCCGCUCACUCCUCCGAAUUUCUCGCGCCACUGGCACUUACAUUCCCCUAGCCUCUCCCCUUCUCGAGGUCCUUACCUCAACUGAGAUGAAGAAGGCCCCCAAGGCCGCUUCCCUCAAGCCCUUUGACUUUGCCACAUCAUACAAGGCACCCAAGUCAUACCUCCGAACUCGUGUUCUUCAGGACGGUAUCGGUGAGCAGCUCGCCGAACUUCUGAGCGAGUACUUCAUGCUCUGGGCUACCUCUAUUGCCUUCCCUGAGCUCGCCCUUCCUAUCCUCAUCCAGCUCAAGCGCUGGCUCAAGCAAGCCCGCAACAAGACUUCUGGCAACAAGAACGCCAAGCUCGCCGGUCAACUCAUCCUUCUUGUGCAGAAGCUUGAGGCCAACGCCAAGUUCAUCGAGGAGAAACGUUCCAAGGUCGAUUUCGCACCCAAGGACCGCGCCCAGGUUGAUGCUUUCCUACGUGACUUUGACACUGCCAAGACACCUCUUGGAGCUUUCGUUGUUGGACAACGCAAGGCUCGGGCUGAGCGUGCCAAGCUUCUCGAGGAGGCUAGAAGGGAGGACGACCGCAAGCGACGAGAGAAUGAGAAGGCUGAUGUGGAAGAUGAAGUGAUGGAAGAUAGCGAAGCCGAGGACGACGACGAAGAUGAAGAGGACGAGGAGAUGGAUGAUGGCGCUGAUGAUAGCGACGAGGAUGAUGAAGAGUAG
Messenger RNA from Fusarium poae, 2316 nucleotides. RefSeq lists its product as uncharacterized. The record is from RefSeq and is a predicted model, not a curated record. The transcript has a single exon. Gene Ontology annotation, biological process: ribosomal large subunit biogenesis. Lineage: Eukaryota; Fungi; Ascomycota; Sordariomycetes; Hypocreales; Nectriaceae. The coding region runs from base 1 to 2316 and encodes 771 amino acids. Gene Ontology annotation, cellular component: Noc2p-Noc3p complex; nucleolus; nucleoplasm.